CAUCGCUCGCAUUCAACUUUGCAUCCCCCAACCUCAUCUCACAUCUCCCUCGUCUUCUCUCUUCUCUCUCUCCUCUCACGCGCAUUCUAAACCAUCACAUUCACCUCACCCCAAGCCCGUCGACCACGACGCCAGUGUCAUCACUGGUCUCGCGUUCAGCGUUGGCUCACUUUCCCUUUCACAGCAUCUUAGGCCCGACAGUACACGUUGAUCGCGACCACACGCAGAAUCCACUUGACUCGUCAUGAGUGGGGGGAAAAAUCGCCAGCAGCGGCGCAAGGCGUCAGCCGGGGCCGCUGCACAGCAGCAACAGGCAAACACGACGUUUCCAUUCCCCAUGCCCAUGCCUAUGCCCCCUCACACCCGCCAGGACUCGACUUUCGGCCCUCCCGGUGGUUGGCGCGCCGGCACACCUCCCACUUCAGCACACCAGCUUUCCUUUGCACAGCAACCCGGCCAGUCCAUCUCAAUCCAGCCAGGUCAGCCAGGAGGCUCGGUGUCACUUCCACCAGGUGCUUUUCCCGGCGCCUAUCCGUUCUGGCAGCAGCCGGGCGCUUUCAGCCCCGCGCCCACUGGUAUUCCAACCAACGUAGGGCGCCACGGCCGGGGUGACAGCAGCCACGCCUCGAAGCGCCAGCGCUACCAGGGCGACGGCCCUAUUGGCAUUGGCCACCCCGGUAUCUCCAACGUAACUAACAUCGACCACCGCUCCAACCCUUCCGCCACGCUGCGCAAUCGCGCCAACCUCGCCAUCCUCACUGACAUUCCGCUCUCCGCUGGACCUGGUCCCAUCUCACCUGCUCUAGUUCGCCUCCCCGGAACGCCCGGCCCGCCGCCUGGUACCCCCCCAGCGCUUCUGCCUUACAACCAACGCGCCUAUACAUUGGACUCGGCAGGCAUCCAAUCGCUUGGUCACUUCCCCCACUCGAGCUUGUCGAUGCCCAUCGGGAGCCCGCUCACGCGCCAAGGCCCCGGUCCGCUCGGGAACGGUCCUAUGCCCCCCCCAAGUCCCGUGAUGCGCCGCGCUGUGACCACGCCGUCUAAUCUAUCGCAGUCGCACACCCGUGUCACCACAUCGCAGCAGCGCUUGGGCCCUCCCCCCAAAGCCAUCUUGGGCGGCCCAGGUGGACGGACCUUUGAAGAACUCCGGCCCAGCCCGAAUACGUCUCUCAAGCCCACCCCUGCCCCAAGUGCCACACCCCACUCAACCACGCCGCUGGCGACGAAUUCACAGUGCCAGGAUGCCAACACGUUGGGUGAUAGUGACCAGGAGAUGGCUACAGAAGCAACAACCACGGACAUUGUCCCUGCUGCUCUGAAGGAGGCAGUGCACAACGGCAAUACAGUCAACGUCACCCUGCCCCCAGCCAAGUACAGUCCUCCCGACUCGCCUGCCAUCGAAUCCCUCGUAACUCAGGACGCAGAGGGCGAGGAGAAGGACAAGGCCACGGAUUCAGUGGUUCAGCGUGUCCCUAGGAAGGAGGCCUACCCCUGGCCCCCCAUGCAAGUCGGUGUCACUCCGCACUCCAUUCCUCUGCCUCUUUCACCCAUUUCAGACGACCUCUCGGAAGUGGAGAGAGCUUUCUCUCCGCAGGUAGCCACAUCUCCAGCCAAGUACAAAGUCGUCACUUGGAAGGGUAAGGAAGUGAGGGUUGCCAUGCCGGAGGAGAGCAACUGGGAUGCCCUGCGCCCCGGCCCCAUUUCGAUGGAGAUUGACGACACCGACAGGCCAAUUGAAAAUGUAGAUACACUCAACACUCAGAACACCACUCCUUCGCCGCCGACUUCCCCGUCCCACAUGGACAGGUUAGACAGCAUCAAUCCUACAACACCGCCCACAGGAGAGGCGAGCCUGCCCACCUCGCCGCCGGGAUCGAGCCAGUGGGAGACCGCGUUUGAAAGCUCGACCCUCUCAAACUCGCCACCAGCCUUCACCGCGUGGGAAGGUCCUCCCACGCGCAGCCCCACGCCUUCGGACGGGGUUCCACGCUACCCCAUCUCCCCCAUCGUGGAAGAGAACGCCGAUGCUGAGCAACUCGAGCAUGCCACUGAGAAGACAGAGACAGCCACCCCUACGAGCGAAGUCGGCAAGAUCACAGAGAAGCCCACGCCGGCAAAGCCAACUCUCACGCUCUCGCUUGCUGGCUCGGGCUCCGGUGAUGACACGAUGGUCGCCACUCCCCGACCCAAGCCCAAGCUCUACUCUGAAGGUGCCGCCUUGGAGCAUGACGAGCAUGCUGCACUGCGUGAGGUCGUCCUCGGCGCCGAGCAGCCGAUUGUCGUCGAGGGCGAUGAUGACAGCCAGACUGUCGUCCUGGAUCGUCUCAUGAGCGAGAUAGCGUCACCUAUGCCCUCGCCGUUCCGCAAGUCUUUCUCCGGCCUUGCUGCUAAUCCUUUCCUCAAGCGCUCACUCGGAGGCAUGUUACGCCAGCCCAGAUCCCGUAGAGGCUCGGACGCUGUUCCGCCAACCCCCACCCGCCUGACCCAGAGCACAACUGCUGACGAGAGCGUCUCCCCCGUCGCCGACAGCGUUCAGAGCGAGAUCGCAUCCGAGGACGCCAUGCGCAGCGUCAAGAGCGUUAGCCGAGACGAGACCGAGCACAGACAAAUCACCAGCUUGACGCCUCCGUCAGUCAACGCAGUAGACCUCGGGACUAUCGCCUCUCCUAAAUUGUUCCCCUCGUCGGCUUCUUCAUGCUCUCCUCGUCAGGGGGCAUCUCCGCGCCAGGCCUCGCCCAGUCGUCAGUCCUCCCCCAAGCGUCACACAGCUUCGUCCGCUCAGCAAUCUGUCUCCCCGCCGAUGCAUUUCACCCCAUCCCCUGUGCGGCAGCCAAUCUCUCCUCCGUCGCAAUUCACUUUCGCGUCACCCAUCCGCCAGCCGCUCUCUCCCCCAUCGUCGCAAUUCGCCGCAGCACAGCGGUAUGCGUCCCCUGUGCGGCAGCCCCUUUCACCGCCUGUCACGUUCUCGCCGCCGCGACAGAGCCCUUCGCGAGAGACAUUGUCGCCCGUACGCCGUAACAUUUCUCCAACCCGCCAGCCAACCUCGCCCUCGACCAGUAGUCCUAGCUCCGGGACAUUGUCGCCGUUCAAAGGCAUAGCUCACGUAACUCAGGCGUCGAUAGAUCACGCAAUGGCACAGGACAGCCUAGCGGAGGCUCUCGCUGCAAUGAAGCUUGCUGGGGCUGCGCAGGCACCUCCUGCGGCUCCUGUCGCACCUGCUGCCUCCGCUGCCCCCCGCCCGUCUAACAGAAUUCCUCAACCUCCCCAACAGCCGCCCGCUGCGCACUGGGCGUUCGGCCCCAGGCGCCCUUCCGCGCCAUCCUCCCAGGAAGAUCCUGCCAAGAGCGCUCCUGCUUCGCAGGAGUCCAACGACGGAGACCUAUCCUGGCGCAACCGCUCAGCCAAGACUUUGCCCCCCAUUAACAGCGACCUUCAGCAACUCAUUCGCCCGGACGGCGGGAAGCUCAGUGAGAGAUCUAGACAGGAUGAAGGUGACCACCACGAGCCAGUCAAUUCGGCUGACGAGGAGCUCAAGGGCGACGCAGACGCGACCACCCUAGCCGAACAACCACCGACUGGCGUAGCGGCGCCAAAGGCAUCCCAGCGGGGGUUGCGGGCCACAAGCGCCGACAUGAAUGAGAUGGUGGGGUCGCAGCCAUCUUCGCCCCUCCUCCAUUCGUCUUCCAUUGUACCAUCUACUUCGACUACCUCGCCCAUCGCUGUUCUUUCCGAAUCGUCUCCGUUCAAGACGUCACUAGUCCUGUCUGUCCCUAAUCUUUCUCAAGAAUUCCCCAGCUAUACCGCCCAGCCCGGAGGGCUAUCUCCCCCGAAGCGUCUGCAAGCCACCACGGCCACCUUCGUCCCACGCCCCACUUACCCCGCAUCUCCAGAGACUGAAUCUUUCCGACCGACACCCUUCACAAUGGGGCACUCUUCUAAGGCUUCUGAUGCCUCUUCCACGUUCACCUUCGGUCCUCCUUCCGCCCAGCCCAGCCCAGGCAAGAUUCACAGACGCUCUCCCAGUAACAUGCAUCGCUCCACCUUUCAGGUGCCCGCUGGCGCCGACCCUAUGCCGCAGGAGCCAGUAAACAACGGUCUUGGUCUCUUCACCUUCACCAAACAGCUACGUCCGAAUGCGAUUGAGUUCAAACCCGUUGGCGGCGCGGCGAAGCCACGUUCGAGUUCGUCGUUCACGGGAAGUGGCUUCCGCCCGCCCGCUCUUGAUCUAUCAGCCGCCGCCCCAUCCUCCCGUGCUUUCGCCUCCUUCGGUCCUAACCAGAUGACACUUGGUCAACCGUUCGAGUUCAAGCUCGCCGCGAGCAAACCUGCGUUGAUCAUCCGCAAGCCUAACCCUAUUCCCAUCCUUAGACCCAAGGGAAGUUCGGCAGACGAAGUCAUAGUGUCUCCGCAUCGACAGCAUGCGUCGCCCCGGGACGACGGUGUGGAGCUCCCACCUGUGCCGUCAGACAAGCCCCGAGUGAACCACUCGCCUGAAGAGGCGCGCGACUCACCACGUCGAGGAAAGCACACUUGCAAGCGAUCAUCACAAAACUCACACUUGCCUAAGGCAUGGCUGGGUAGAUCACAGCCCGCUACACCAGUCGACACUCCCAGCGACGCCCAGAUCCACCAAUCCAUGCCCAUCCGCCUCGACAGUGGUGGUAGUUCUGGCAAGGUCCGUGCUUCCAGCGAUGGCGCUCUCAAGGUACCAGUUCAGACUCCACCUGCAGUUUCGACUGGAGGAGGCUCGUCAACUCGUUCCGUCGCCGAGCCCAGUGGCGAGGCCAAGAGUCAGAGCAGUGGACCACCUCCGUCCAUGAUUCAAACAGUGAUCAUGAAGCGGAAUAUCUCGGCUCCAACGAUAUUGAGCGCCAAGGCCAAGCCGUUCCUCCCGUCGUAUGCGCAGGGCUUCUCUGAUCUUUCCCCAGCCAAGAGAUUAGAUGCUUUCCUGCACCACACGCCCCACUCGUCCAAUGUCAAUGUGGAGGUUGCAGAUGAGAACAAGUUUCGGCACUGGACCUUCCCGCAGCCGGACGAGAAUUCUCCAUCACCGCCCGGGGCCGAUUCUCGCCACCUUUCGUUCUCGCAAUCUCACAAGAGACGGCACUCUGACACUGAGGACGUUGAGGGUGAUGAGGAACCUCCUUCUCGUGCUGUGUCUGCUGUGGGCGGGGGUGCCAGUGUCGCUGGAGAGGGUAUGGCUAUGAAAUGGCCUAACUGGCCGCACAGUGCUACAGUACUGUCACCCACAUCCCACACGUACUCUACGACUGAUACCUCGGCUGAGUUCCCAAUGCGUCGCACGCCUCCGCGCCGCUUGUCGGUCGUGAACACUGUCGUUACUCCGCUUCGUCAAUCCACGCCUGAGACCGUCGGCAUUCGCAGCCCAAUUAUUUUACCACGCGGAAUGCUCGUUGAAAUGCUCACGACCAUGCAGGGCGUCGGCGAGCAAGUCAUGCAGUCAAGAAGUGACAACCAAAGACUUCUUGACGAGUCAACCAAACGAGCCGAAGCGGCUGAGAAUCAGAGCAUCAUUGCUACCACGGCCCUCGAUAUGAUAAAAGAAUACUUCGCCAAGGCCAGGUCCCGCGAAUCCGUCUCGGAAGUAUUGGAAUCUCACACCGAGCUGCUGAAGGACCACACCGCGCUGUUGCAGGAAAUUCACCAGAAAAUUGAGGAGGAGACAAGGACUUCCUCCGCAGACUCUGCAGAGCUAGUCGAGAGCACCCACAUCGCUGAGCGGGCCACCAAUACCAAUGAGAUGCUUACCGCCAUCCUGAGCGGCCAGCACGCUAUGAUGAGCAGGUUCAGCGAAUACACCGAAGCCCACGACGCGGUGUACGAUCUGCGAUCGGCAACAGACGCGCUCCUUGAAGCGCAAGCGGAGGUCCGCCAGGUUAAGCUCGACCAGCAGCACGGACACGAGCUCGUGCGUCUGCACGACGAAAUACGAAGCGAGGCCACGAAGUCUGCCCAGGCGGAGCGCGAAGUUGCUGCUCUGAAGUCCAAGCUUGACAUCGCCGAAAGUGUGGGCAGAAACAGGGAGCUCGAUGACGUGUGGCGUGCUCUUGUCCGUGCCGACGUCGCCGCUGUCACUGCUACUCUCGCGAAGGUCACGCAGGCUGAGGAGCACGCCAGGAAGGAGCUCAAUGCCAUGCGCGACCAGCUCGCCAGCCAGAGCGCCGCCCAUCAGUCUGCCAUUGAGGCCCUCCACGAAGAGCGCGACGCGACUGCUAAGCUGGCCGAUGAGAGACAUAAGGAGCUCUUAGAGGCUCAGGCGGAUGCCAAGGUAUUUCGCGGUAAAUUUGUUGAGCACCUCGAGGAUCUCAGCCUCACCCUCCAACAGGGCUUGGAGAAGAAGCGCGGGGAGGCUGAGCUUGAAAGGGAGACCAGAGCCCAGGAUCGCAUCGCAAGUCUCGAGAUGGAAGUCAAGGAGCUCCGCGCUCAGCUGGCUCAAUCCGCAAAUGACCGGAGCGAUCUUAAGGUGCAGCUCACGCAGGCGGUCGCCGAUGUUCGCUACGAGCAGGAAAAGGCAAUCCGGAUGGCGGACACGGAGGCCAACGCCAAGCGCACGAUGGAGCUGCAGCUCAAGGCAGAGAAGGCGCGUACUUCUUAUCUCGAGACGAAGGUGCAGCGCGCGGAGGCGGAUCUUUCGGAGGUAGCGAGCAACCUUGACGCGUGGCGCUCUGCUGCACUAGAACAGCGCAUGCGCGCCGAGCAGGCUACUACACACGUCACUGCACUCCAGCAGGAGAACUUCCACUGGCGCCAGUUUGCACUCGGCGCCGAUCGCCACCGGCUAGAAGAAUGGCUCGCUACUAAGCCCUUCAUAGGCGUAGAUCACCAACCGGCGUCUUACCCCACUCCGUCCAAGCAGACGCCGCCACGCCCCGCAGCGAAACCCCCCUCUGUGCUCUCGCCAGUAAGCAGACCAGCAAGUCCCUUGAAGCCGAAGAGCACAACACCCGUGGUCUCGAGCAAGCUCCGCAUGGUUGUACCCGUGAUCAACGAGCCCGAUGUGGAGCCGACCUCAUGAAUGGCAGCCAGAUAGAUAACGAUCCAUCAUACAUAUGACAUGAAAGUUACGACUACUGAC
Molecule: messenger RNA, 7096 nt
Organism: Cutaneotrichosporon oleaginosum
Lineage: Eukaryota; Fungi; Basidiomycota; Tremellomycetes; Trichosporonales; Trichosporonaceae
Source: RefSeq, a predicted model, not a curated record